Mercurialis annua (annual mercury) is the source of this 1180-nucleotide messenger RNA. Its product is annotated as probable BOI-related E3 ubiquitin-protein ligase 2. Gene Ontology annotation, molecular function: ubiquitin-protein transferase activity. The record is from RefSeq and is a predicted model, not a curated record. NCBI's taxonomy places the organism in Eukaryota, Viridiplantae, Streptophyta, Magnoliopsida, Malpighiales, Euphorbiaceae. The transcript is spliced from 4 exons. Bases 105 to 1103 code for a protein of 332 amino acids.
CAUCUCUAUCUUUCUCUCUUUGUAAUUGACAAACAAGCUCUCCCUUUUUUUUUCCUUUUUUUUCUUUGAUUUGAAGCAUAUAGUAAUAAUAAUUUUCCAUUUCAAUGGCUCUUCCUCAAACCCACUUUCAACAACACUAUCAACAGCAGCCAUCCAAGAGCUUGAGAAACUUGUACUCAAUUGACGGUCAGGUUUAUUAUAGUCCUGUUGAUUUGCAAGACCACUCUCAGCAUCCUCCUUAUAUCCCACCUCCUUUUCAUGUUGUAGGGUUUGCCCCGGGUCCAGCAGCUCCUGUGGCUGAUGGCAGUGAUGGGGGAGUUGAUUUGCCUUGGAACAAUUAUGGCCUGGAACCCAAAAGAAAGAAGUUGAAGGAGCAGGAUUUCUUGGAGAAUAAUUCUCAGAUUUCAUCAGUUGAUUUCUUGCAAGCGCGAUCAGUUUCGACGGGUUUAGGCUUGUCCCUUGACAAUACUCGUGCUGCAUCUUCUGGUGACUCUGCUUUGAUUUCGCUCAUCGGGGAGGAUAUCGAUAGGGAGUUGCAGCGACAGGAUGCAGAGAUUGAUAGAUUCCUUAAGAUUCAGGCUGACCGUUUGAAGCAAAACAUCCUAGAGAAGGUUCAGGCUAACCAACUCCAAACUCUGUCACUAGUGGAAGAAAAGGUUCUUGAAAAACUUCGUGAAAAAGAAGCAGAGGUUGAGAGCAUCAACAAGAAAAAUAUGGAACUUGAGGAGCGAAUGGAUCAACUAUCCAUGGAAGCAGGCGCUUGGCAGCAACGGGCUAGAUACAAUGAAAGCGUGAUAAAUGCGCUCAAGUUUAAUCUGCAGCAAGUGUAUGCUCAAAGUAGAGACAGCAAAGAAGGGUGCGGGGAUAGUGAGGUGGACGAUACAGCAUCCUGCUGUAAUGGACGCGCUAUCGAUUUUCAUCUUCUGUCAAAGGAGACUAACGAGAUGAAAGAUUUGAUGACUUGUAGGGUUUGCAGAGUGAAAGAGGUUUGCAUGCUUCUGAUACCAUGUAAGCAUCUCUGCCUGUGUAAAGAUUGUGAAAGUAAGCUUAGUUUUUGUCCAGUGUGUCAGUCUAAGUUUGUUGCUAUGGAAGUCUACAUGUAAUAGCAUGUAAAUGAAUAUGAAUAGCCUUGUAUUAUAAACACUAAAGCUAAUUUCAUGCAUUGCCUCUGCCAUUUUAA